Messenger RNA from Sordaria macrospora k-hell, 927 nucleotides. RefSeq lists its product as uncharacterized. Lineage: Eukaryota; Fungi; Ascomycota; Sordariomycetes; Sordariales; Sordariaceae. The record is from RefSeq and is a predicted model, not a curated record.
AUGAAGACCACCACCUCUUUCUUCGCCUACCUCCUCGCCGCAUCGGCCUCCUCCGUCUUCGCGGCCGCCAUCCCCCUCUCUACCGGCGUCCCCACCCCCGCCCCCGUCGAGCAAGUCGGCCAGCAGGCCAAGGCUGCUCUCGAUAACGCCUCCGCCUAUGCUCCUCAGCCCUCUGUCCCGCUCUCGACCGGCGUUCCUACCGUUCCCGCUGGUGCGGCCCACUGGAAGCAGAUGAACGUCGAGGCUCCUCCUGUUGAAGGUGCCCAUGAGGUUCCUGCUGCUCCUGAGGUUCCCGCUCCCGCUGACAUUGCGGCCGCCGUCCCGGCUGAUGUCCCGGUUGAAGCUCCUGCCGCCCCGGCCGUUGACGCUCCCGCUGUGCCUCCUGUUCCUGAGGUCCCCGCUCCCGCUGACGUUGCCGCUGCCGUCCCUCCCGUUGACGGUGUUGCCCCUGCUGUUGAUGCCGCUGGCGUUCCCAUCCCUCCUGUUGAGGCUCCCGCCGCUCCCGCGGUUCCUGCCGAUGCUGCCGCCCCUGUUACCGACGCUGCUGCUCCUGUCACCGACGCCGCUGCCGCUGCCAUUCCUCCCGUCGAUGGCGCUGUCCCCGCUGAUGCUACCGCUCCGGCUGACGGUGCUGCUGCGGCCAUCCCUUCCGUCGACGCUGCCGCCCCUGCUGUCGAUGCCGCUGCCCCUGUUGCUGACGCUGCCGCCCCCGCCACCGAUGCUGUUGCUGGCGCCGUCCCUCCCGUCGAUGGUGCUGCCCCCGUCGACGCUGCCGCCCCUGUCACUGACGCCACCGCCGCCGCUCCCGCUCCGGUUGACGUUGCUGGCAAGGUCGUCGAUGGCACCAAGGCCGUCGCGCCCGAGGUCUCCUCAGUCCCUAUCCCCUCCGGUGUUCCCUCCGCCGUCCCUGGUGUCAAGCGCGUCUAA